UACCACCAGAAUGAUCUCAGUGGCCUUUCUCGUGUCAGUGGAACAGAACACAACCAAAUCUGCCGCUUUUUGCUCGGUAUCAUCAUUGAUAUCCGAUUGCCUGGAAAUCUUGACAGUGAUCGCCUUAUUCGUGCUGUUCGUGCCAUCCUCGACUUCCUUUACCUCGCUCAGUACCCUUGCCACACCGAUCAAACUCUCGCGCUUCUCACUGAAGCCCUGACUCGCUUUCAUGACAACAAAAGCAUCUUUGUCGAUCUCGGCAUUCGAGCGAAUUUCAACCUUCCAAAACUCCAUUUCUUCCGUCAUUAUGUGCAUAUGAUCAAACUAUAUGGCACGACUGACAACUACAAUACCGAGUACACCGAACGCUUACAUAUUGAUCUCGCAAAGGAUGCUUACAGAGCUACUAACCAUAAAGAUGAAUAUACGCAAAUGACACUCUGGCUUGAAAGACACGAGAAGAUGUUAUGGCACAAUAAUUUCGUCCAAUGGCGCCUUGCUGGCGAUCCUCCUCCACAAGACAGGUUACCGCCCGACAUGGACUAUCGUCGCUCGAUCAAGAUGACGAAACACCCAACUAUUAGACGUGUUCCAUUGGAUAGUGUAGUUCGCGACUAUGGCGCCACUUUUUUCACCGAAGCAUUAGCUCGUUAUGUCGUUCGCACAAAUCAACCUGGCCUUUCUCCAGCGCAACUUGAACAAGAAGCUUCCCAUGUCAUCCUUCCCUUCCAGACUGUUGCCGCAUUCCAUAGGGUCAAGUUCCAUGCAAUCAAUGCUCACGGACAUCGUGAUUCAACCAUUACCGUGGAUUCAGUGCACUGUCAGCCACCACGAAAGGACAAAAGAAGGCAAAUAGUUCCUGCGCGCUUCGACACGGUUUUAGUUAACGAAGAUGGUGGUGGGAAGACAGGUGUUGAUGGGUAUCGUGUUGCACAAGUGCGCAUCAUCUUCACGCUGACAAGCCAGGCUACAGCUGCCUUAUUUCGCACACCUGGAAUUUUGCCUACCCACUUUGCAUAUGUGGAAUGGUUCAUGCCAUUCGGGCAGCCUGAAGCAAACCAUGGUUUGUAUAAAAUUUCCUGCCUCAUUCGUAAUGGAGAGUGUCUGGCAAGCAUCAUUGACAUUUCUGAUAUUCGCAGGAGUGUACAUCUUAUUCCAAAAUUCGGCCCUGUAGCACCUCGUGAAUGGACCAGUAGUACCGUUCUGGAGCUUUGUUCUACCUUCUUCGUAAACUCGUUCAGCGACAGGCAUGCUUAUUUAACUAUU
Suillus fuscotomentosus is the source of this 1266-nucleotide messenger RNA. RefSeq lists its product as uncharacterized. The annotation marks the transcript as partial. The record is from RefSeq and is a predicted model, not a curated record. NCBI's taxonomy places the organism in Eukaryota, Fungi, Basidiomycota, Agaricomycetes, Boletales, Suillaceae. The transcript is spliced from 2 exons.